This is a messenger RNA of Larimichthys crocea (large yellow croaker), 4915 nucleotides long. RefSeq names its product follistatin-like 5 (gene fstl5). Lineage: Eukaryota; Metazoa; Chordata; Actinopteri; Sciaenidae. Bases 588 to 3179 code for a protein of 863 amino acids. Gene Ontology annotation, cellular component: extracellular region. Gene Ontology annotation, molecular function: protein binding; calcium ion binding. Gene Ontology annotation, biological process: cell differentiation; regulation of BMP signaling pathway; multicellular organism development. The record is from RefSeq and is a predicted model, not a curated record. The transcript is spliced from 17 exons.
GCCCUCUCAGUGAAGGACAGCUCCUGUAAGCGCACAGGACUGAACCCGCUUCCCGUUCUCAGUCUGCGCGUCUGUCCUCGUUUUGUUGCUUAUACUGCCUACUACGGGAUAUUUGCCAUUGGUUCAUGCCUUCCUCUCUCCCCCUCCCUGCCUGCGUGAUUGUAUGUAAAUCCGGUCGGGACUGAGCCAGUAGGUGAGGGUUGGGGCUGGUGGCUCCUGCCUCGGUGGCGCACAAGAGACCCGAGAGCGGCCGAGGUAAGAUCGCUGCUCCGCCGGAGCUGUCCACUCUGCUGUGGUGCUGAACUCCACAACCCUCUCCUCCUCUUCCUCCUCCUCUAUCGGCUCUACUGUACAUUGAUGGUAUUUUGGGAAAGGAUUAACAACCUCCCCUUUGGCUGCUUAUAGGUGCAAACUUCUCCCGAGGACACCCCUCUCUCUCUCUCUCUCUCUCUCUCUCCACACAUCGGAAAUUACACUACACCAGCCAGUGGAUUUGACCGAAGCUCCAGAUUAUCGUUGGUAAUAGUUUGUUGAGAAGUGUUGCUGCCCUCCGUUCACCACUAAUCUCGCUUGGAUUAUCCUCCUGGAUGGUUUACGUCUGGACACACAGAAAAAGACCAAUGAAGACAGCCAGAUGGUGGUCGGCGGCAAUUCUACUGUUGGGGCUUGCCGUGCUUGGCACCGAUGGGAGACCCAACAAGGAGGAAUUCAGGUCGCCGCCCUAUCGACCAGUCGUGAGAUUCCGACACAAGGAUGGGAUCCCUGAGAGUCUGAGGAUAAAAGGUUUUAUGGGACACAAUGUCUAUCCAGGUCCAUGUGAACACAAGUAUUGUGGUUUGGGGCGUCACUGUGUGGUCAACCAUGAGACUGAGCAAGGGGAGUGUAAGUGCUUGGACCACUGCAAACCGCACUAUAAACCAGUGUGCGGUUCCGAUGGGAAGCUGUACCAGAACCACUGUGAGCUUCACCGGGCCUCCUGUCUCAGGGGACACAGGAUUACCAUCAUGCACAGCGAGGAGUGCUUCUACAAAGACGACAACUGCAGACUGAGUGACUACCGUCGGCUGAAAACAAAGAUUCUGGAUUUACAUGAUAAACGAUACACGGGGUCUAACAUGCACGGGGCCCACAAGGACAACAUGGCUGCCAGGAAGCAACUAGUUGAUUUGAUGUUCAAACGCUUUGAUGCAGAUAACAAUGGUCAAAUAGAUGCCAGCGAACUCUCACAGGUUAUCAAGCAAGAAGGUCUGUCCAAGGAUGUCUCUGAGUGCACACUGUUUGACCUGCUGAAGUACAACGAUGUCAAUGAUGAUGAGCACCUCACAAAAGAGGAAUUUUACACAGCUUUUGAUGUGUACCUGCUCACCCUUCCAGAUGACCAGAAAGUGAGCAUCACCACUGUAACGGUUGGCCAGAGCGCCGUGUUGACUUGUGCUAUCACCGGAGAGGGGAGGCCUCCUAUAUUGUGGAAGAGAAACCAUCAGUAUCUAAACUCACUGAACCUGGAAGACAUCAAUAUCCCAUCCAAGGACUUUGGAGAUGAUGGCUCUCUGUAUAUCACCAAGGUGACCACGACCCACAUGGCCAACUACACCUGUCAUGCCGAUGGCUACGAGAAACUUUUUCAGACCCACACUCUUCAAGUGAAUGUUCCUCCCGUCAUCCGAGUGUACCCAGAGAGCCAAGCCAGGGAGCCGGGAGUAACUGCCAGCCUGCGCUGUCACGCUGAGGGCAUCCCCAGCCCCCAGCUAGCCUGGCUGAAGAAUGGCAUGGACAUCGCAACCAAGCUGUCCAAACAGCUCACGCUGCAAGCUAAUGGAAGUGAGGUUCACAUCAGCAACGUGCACUUUGAAGAUACCGGCGCCUAUACCUGCAUCGCCAAAAAUGAGGCUGGCGUGGACGAGGACAUCUCUUCACUAUUUGUGGAGGAUUCAGCGCGCAAGACUUUGGCAAACAUUUUGUGGCGAGAAGAAGGUCUUGGCAUUGGCAACAUGUUCUAUGUGUUCUAUGAAGAUGGGAUUAAAGUUAUUCAACCCGUGGCAUGUGAAAUACAACGGCACAUUAAACCCAGCGAGAAGCUGCUGGCUCUGCAGGAGGAGGUGUGCCCCACCUCACCAGGAGAAGAGGUUCAGAGGUGUGUGUGGUCAUCAGCGGUCAACAUCAAGGACAAGUUUAUUUAUGUGACACAACCAACCUUGGAUCGAGUGCUCAUAGUUGACAUCCAGUCUCAGAAGGCUGUCCAGACGGUCAGCACCGACCCUUAUCCUGUAAAGCUUCACUAUGACAAAUCUCACGACCAGGUGUGGCUGCUCAGCUGGGGAGACAUGGAGAAGAACUUCCCCACCCUCCAAGUGAUCAAUCAAGCCAGUGGGAGAAUCUCUCACCACACCGUUCACACACAGCCGGUCGGCAGGCGCUUCGACAGGGUGGACGACUUCUUCAUUCCCGCCUCCAGCCUGAUCAUUAACCACAUCAGAUUCGGCCUCAUCCUUCAUCGAAAUGAGCCUGUUCUCCACAAGAUCGACCUCGAGACAACUUCAUAUGUGAAAAACAUCAGCUUAAGGGAGUACAACUGCAUCCCCAAGUCUGUAGCCUACACCCAUCUCGGUGGCUACUACUUUGUGAACUGCAGGCCUGACUCCACCGGCGCCACGCAGCCCCAACUUAUCUUGGAUAGUGUAACAGAUAGCGUGAUCAGCCAAAACCGUGACAUCACCGGCACUCCCUACGUAUCUCCAGACGGCCACUACUUGGUCACUGUCGAUGAUGGUGACGGCCUGAUGAGGAUCCAGAUAAUAUCAGAGCGAGGAGAGAUCCAGGAGCCCUUUGACAUCCACACCAACCUUCACCUGUCUGAUCUGGCCUUCCAGCGCUCCUUCACAGAAGUCCACCAGUACAACGUGUUUGGCAGUUCUGGCCGUCAAACUGACGCUCUGUUUGUGGAGCUAAGCACCGGCAAAGUCAAAAUGAUUAAGAGCUUGAAAGAGGCCACAAAGUCAUUCCAGUGGCCAUGGAGCAGUAAGAACAGGGUAAUGGUCGGCAGCGAAUUGUUCGGACAGUACCUUAUGACCCCAUCCAGAGAGUCCCUCUUCAUCUUGGAUGGACGGCUCAGCAAGCUCAACUGUGAGAUCACUGACGUCCUCAAAGGCAAUGUGGUGGUGUGGGUUGGGGAGUCUUAGGUCAUAACACAAAGACCCAAUGAGCUUUUUUUCCCUCAAAGGUACUGUUGCAGAUUCUUUAUUUUGUGGGAGCACAAUAGUGAAUACCACAGAUUAAGACACCAAAUUGACCAUUUGUUAAUCCACUGAAAGGGACUGUAAUUCAAAAAAUAAAUAAAAAUACGAGCGAAGGAUUGAUCUUGUCUUAAAGCCAAGUUAAAACCUUUUUUUUCCACUGAGUGUUUAAGUCAACAUAAAGUUGCUUGCUGGUAAUCUUUUUCAGGACAAUUGGUAUGAAUCCGUAUAUAUGUGCAACUUUGCAUUAUUAUUCACAAUCAAUUGUAUUCAGUGUGGGAAUGUCAUAGAUAAUCUCUGAACAAAAGUAAUAUUUAAGUGAAUUGGCAGAAGUUGAUAUAUAAAUAUACACUAUAUAUGUCAAGAUAACUCUUGUAAUUUGAGUUCACCCAUCCCCAACUUUUUUCCUGUGCCUUCAAGGAAAAUUCCCUUCCAUCAGUGGAAUUAGCGUAAUUAUUCCCAGUGUGACUGCAGACUACACCUCUUUCUUUGACCCCUCCAUUCGUCGUGAGCGCGGUUCCUCGCAAAUCUAUUUUUCUCAUCUAUCUGUCCAUCCAAUGCAGCCGACUCAGUCUAAUUAAAAUGAGCCCUUGCUGUGAUCCCAUCCUGUUUGAAGUGCAGACUGAGCGACUGAGUGGUUCAUUAUGGUUGUGCGAUCUGUAACCUUUGAUCCGAAAUUAUAACCAGCGUUGGAAGGUUUUGAAAUUAUAUAGAUAGAUCUUUUUUCUUUCUUUAGUCCAAAGCAUAAAAAUGAAAGUCAGUGGCAAAGUUAGUUAAGUUGGACCAGCUUUAUACACUGCACAUUGUGAAAUUUAAAACGUUGCUUAGCAAUGAGUCAAUAGAGCACUUCUGCGUGCAGAAAAUCCUAUCAUAACUUUAAUAUCCCUGGACCAAAAAGAAAAAAGAAAAGAAAAAGAAAAGCAUCUUAGAGUUUAAUAGAAUGAACUGUGAAAAACAUACACUGUCUGCUCUGUUUGGCAGCAUGUUUCAAGUGGAUGUUUUAAUGUGAAGUAAUGAUGAGCUAGCACACUGGGGAGCAAGGUAGUUGUGGUUGUAUUGUGUAGAGGGUCUUUGAGGAUAAGCUUUGAAUAUAAGAAACUCUUUCUGAAUGCUCCUGCAGUAGUACAUAGCUGGCAAGUCAAUGAAUCCUAGCUGGACACAUUUCUAUGCAUUUUCACCCUGGCACUCUAUGACUCUGUGAAUCACAAUGGGCAACUGUAUCUCAAAUUUAGUACAGACUUUUGACGUGUACAGAUUAAAUAAAGUCUUUCUUUCCUGUUAAAUCUUACUCGUAUAUACUUGGACUUUAAUUUGAUCCUUUUGUUCCCCCAUUACAUGUUUUUUUUUUCAACCUUUUAAAUCCAGUUGUACCGCUAACGAUGACCUCUGACCUUUCUCUCUAUUUAUGUUCUGUACAUAGCGGCUGACUGUGAGUCCAUUAGUUUCCCAUCAACGUACAGAUUCACGCAGCUUCUGUUCAGUAUCCAAGCCAAUAAUCACACUCCUUUUUAAGAAAUGAAAACACACUGCUGUCAUUAUCAACAUCCUGUACCUAAGCACAUUGUGAUCACACGCGCCGCUUUCACCUCCAUAUAGCCAUGUCUUGUAUGUUCCUCCAUGUGAUUGUUAUUUAUAUAGAGAAAACACGCUUGUCAUUUUACCCAACAAUAAAAACUAGAUUG